UCCUGUCUCACCCGCUCCGGUCUGCGUCAACAGCGGAUCCGCUGCUCACUCAGCCUGCGCUUCACUUUGUUUGUUUAUUUAUUUGUUAAUUUAUUAAUUUGUUUUUUUUUCCGUGGGUUCGGAUCGGCUGCUGUCCACGUUCACGCAGACACCGGUAAAGCUGUGUUUUGCUGAGUCAUUCUAAACUGACCUGGUUUUCACGCUGAUGAUUUUCUGACUGACUGUGGAACCUUCAGUGAUCCUGAAAACAGCUCCACCUGCUGCUGCACCAUGACUGUAUGAUGUCAGAGAGCCGCUGCGAUGGCGUGCAGCAGCCGUCAGACCAACGCCGAGACUCUGGAGGGCUUUCAUGAGGUGAACUUGGCCUCGCCCACCACACCUGACCUUCAGAAUCAAGCGGAGCAGCGCCCGCCUCCUCGUCACAGCGCCCCGCCCACAGCUCUGUACCGCACCCACUCUCUGGGAGCGCCCCCUCCUGGCCUCCGCACCUCACUGCGGGCGGACCAGCUGCCCACUCAGCCGGUUUACUCCACGCCCAGACACAGUCACAAUGGAAGCGUGCCAGGUCUGGAGUCCGAGUCCUCCGACGGCAACUUCCUGUCCGGGGAGGAAGUGGAGGAGUGCAGCGCUCUGAGCGACAGCCUGUCGAGGCUGAGGAGUCCGUCUGUGAUGGAGGUCAGAGAGAAGGGAUACGAGAGGCUGAAGGAGGAGCUCGCCAAGGCUCAGAGGGAUCUGCUGUUGAAGGAUGAGGAGUGUGAGAGAUUGUCUAAAGUCAGAGAUCAGCUCGGCCAGGAGCUGGAGGAACUCACCGCCAGUCUCUUCCAGGAAGCUCACAAAAUGGUGAGAGAAGCAAACGUCAAACAGGCGACGGCAGAAAAACAACUGAGAGAAGCUCUGGGCAAGAUCGAUGUCCUCCAGGCCGAGGUCCAGGCUCUGAAGACGCUCGUCCUGUCCUCGCCGACGUCUCCUGUGGGCGAACUUCCUCCUGCUGGCGUGAAGACGCCGUUCAGGAAAGGUCACAGCAGAAACAAGAGCACGUCCUCUGCCAUCCUGGGGACACAACCCGACCCGUCUGCCACACAACCCAUCGUCCGAGAGUGUAGAGAGGUGGACACUCAGCUGUUCACUGAGUUCAAGACGUGGAGGGAGGAGCCGACGCUGGAGCGCAGCUGCAGCUUUCUGGACAGAGUUUACCGCGAGGACAUUUACCCGUGUCUCACCUUCAACAGGAGUGAGCUGGGAUCGGCCAUCUUAGAAGCCGUGGAGCAGAACACGCUCAGUGUGGAGCCGGUGGGUUUUCAGCCACUUCCUGUGGUCAAAGCCUCGGCCGUGGAGUGCGGAGGACCAAAUGGACGCAGAGCCGAGCUCGUCACAAAAUGUGCGCUCAGCGGUCAGACCAAAACCUGUAAGCACAGAAUCAAGUUUGGAGACUCGUCCAAUUAUUACUAUGUUUCUCCUUACUGUCGCUACAGAAUCACAGCUGUGUGUAACUUCUUCACCUACAUUCGCUACAUUCACCAGGGACUGGUCAAGCAACAGGACGCGGAGCAGAUGUUCUGGGAGGUGACGCAGCUCCGCAGGGAAAUGUCCGUCGCCAAAUUGGGCUACUACAAAGAUCAGCUGUGACGACAGCAGCACCUGCCAAUCACAGCACUGCACCCGCCCACUCUCACCUGGUCGUGUCAGGAACGCCUCCCUCCCUCCCCUCCUGAGUGAGUGUGUGUGUGUGUGUGAGAGAGACAGAAGAAGAAUUUAUUUACAAUCAUCACAAACACGUUGGUUUGUCGUAAUCACUUUAUUGAAACCGGAAAACACUCCAGCAUGAAAAUAAACACAACGAUUGAAUUGGAUGUUUGUCGGCUUUAAAACCAAGUGAAGAGCUUCAGAAUCCAUUGUUAUUGUUCUUAUUAUAUGAAGUAAGGAAAACUUAAUUACAUGUGGGAAUUGAACAAGAAAUGUAAAUAUUUUAAGAAUAAACGUAAAAUCUAUUAUGUAAAGAAGCCUAAAUAUUUCCUCUGUCGUAGUUUGUUUUACGGCGGCUCUGUGUGUAAUGUGUCACUUACAGUGAAGUGAAUAAUAAGAAGAAGGUGAAAGUAAAUCUGUUGACUGAACUCUGUGACAUUUAGCCGUCGCUUUAUCGGAAGCAAAUUACAGCAAGUGCAUUUGAACGUUUGGGUCCCAACAAGAGGUAGAAGUCAGUAAGUAAGCAAGCUCAGCCAAACACACGCCCUCUCCUGGAAGAAAAAGAAAGUGGGUGUCGAGAUGGAGAAGGCCCAGGGCAGAACCCUGAGGGACCCCAGAAGUUGGAGGGCAAGAUAGUGCCACAGGUGUUGUGAAGGUCACUGCGGCCUCUUUACGAGUCAGGAAAGCAACCAGAUGAUAGAGAUGAGUUAACGAGAAGAAGGAGUGUUUGGUGACAUGAGGAGGUGGGAGAAGAAGGAUUGAAUUUCAGCUUGAAAGAAAGGAACUAAGUUUGACUGCAAUGAAGCUAAAGAAAAGAGAGGAAAGCAGCUCGUCCUCCAUGUUGUGGCUCUGUCAGCACGGGGUCCGUAGAGGAAGGUCAAAGGAGCAAGUGGUGUGUCGUCCGUGGAGAGGCCAGGCCAGCCAGCGCUCCUCUGCGCGACUCCUGCAUGACUCCUCUGUCUUUGUCCUGUCUUCGUCCGCCGCUUCGGCUGCCGCCUCACCGCCUGCCCUGCUUCUUAUGCUCGCUCGCUGCUCGCUGCCACCUGUGUGGGCCACGCCCCCGUGGCCAAUCAGGCCUAACCCCGACCUGGUGAUGACCAACCCAAACAAGGGCAAACAGCAACGACACUUCCUGUCAGUUACCCACAAAGACGCUUCCGUCUCUUCAGCUUCAUUUUUAAUUUAAACAACAUGUACACUUCAAUGCUAAGAUAAUCACAUUCCACAGACAACAACGUCACAAUCUUCAACAGACAAAAUAUACACAUUCUCCAUUAUUUCUGCUGUUUUGCGGUUCUUUUUACAAACUGAGGGGAUUUGUCCUUUCAACACUCGUGUGUGUGUGUGUGUGUGUGUGCAUGUGUGUGCACCACUCUCUCACUCACUCUCUCUCUCCAAGUCCAUGUCGCUCUCUCACUUUGGUUUAGUGCCUUUUCUCUCUCAGACACUCUGAAAUAAAAACGGUGAUACCUCA
Solea senegalensis (Senegalese sole) is the source of this 3157-nucleotide messenger RNA. Its product is annotated as RAB3A interacting protein (rabin3). Lineage: Eukaryota; Metazoa; Chordata; Actinopteri; Pleuronectiformes; Soleidae. The record is from RefSeq and is a predicted model, not a curated record. The coding region runs from base 301 to 1626 and encodes 441 amino acids. The transcript has 14 exons. Gene Ontology annotation, cellular component: Golgi to plasma membrane transport vesicle. Gene Ontology annotation, molecular function: guanyl-nucleotide exchange factor activity. Gene Ontology annotation, biological process: exocytosis.